AAAAAUGAAGUGCUAUGUGAAAUGAUAUUUAAUAAAUGAAAUAAAACAAGUGGUUCUUUUGUUAACUUUUUAUAAUGUUCGAUGGAUUUUAAUGUUAUGUUAGCGAUUGCAUUGUGCAAGGAAAGAUGGACGGUGCGAACGCUGACUCGGAUCAUUCUAUGACUUGGGAGGACUUUUUUGGUAGUACAACAGAUCUCACGCCCACACUCAUCGGGAUAUAUGACUCACUAUUGGAGCCAGUAAAGAGUCUGAGACCUGAAGCUAACCGCCUCGAAACAGCCAAAGAUGCCAGAAACGACCCACCUGUACAAGAAAGCAUUGAAGACAAUAUGACAGAGGAAAAGGAUGCUACAGUACCCGCAAGCCCACCGAAAGAUCCUUCCAAAAUAGCGGGCAGUAUUAAGCUACCCAUAGCGACAAUUAAUAAAAGUUCUCUCUUUACAUUACGAACUAAAAGUGAUAAUAAUGGUGCUAUUGAAUCCAAAUGUGACCUUACCAGUGAUACAGUUAAGGAAAAAGUGCAAAGGACGUUUAAAGAAAUCAAUAAAGAAACUACAACAUUCGACAAUCUCUCUCCAAAUGUUAAAAGAAUGAUAUCUGGUGCAGCGGAGACGACCACGCUGAAAUUCCAAAAGAAAUCAAUAACAAUAGGUAGAUCAUCAACAAGACGGUGUAAUAUCCCCCUUGUAGGGGCAACGUCGAAGAUAUCCCAAUCAGGCCUUGAAAUAUUGCCGUCAGUAGAAAUUUACGAUCAGCCAACUAUAAAAACUUUUAGCAACGAAUCCCCAGCGAAAACAGCAAUAACAGUCCCUCUAAUUAAACCAGAUUUUAAAAUCAAUGAUGAGCAAACGACUUAUGAUGUCCCAUCGAAUAAUCAACCUGCUAUAUACGAUGUUCCUAAUCUUAAUAAGACUGCUUUCGAAACUCUCUCCUUGCCUUUCAUCGACCAAUCCAUCGAACUCUCUAUUUCCUGUAACGAUAGGGAAUUCGAUACCAAAUUACCCUCGAAAGACAGUUCACCACAAAAACCUGAACCUAAAACAUCGACGCCUGAAGCAUCACCUAUCAAGUUUCCAAAAAAUCUGAAUGAUGGUACGAAUAGCUUACAUAGAAAGAACUUCGGAUCGAAAACAGAAGGUUCUCCGAGUAAGUUACUGAAAACUGGACCGUAUCCAGAAGCAGUGGCGUCUACAGGUAACUUGAAAAUGAUACAAGAAAAAGAAGUUAUCAGACUAAAUCCAGCGAUUGAAGUGACUAGACCUUUAUCAAUGAGUUCCAUUGCGUCAUCUAGCUCUACUUCAAGUAGUGGUGUUCAAAAUAAGGGAGGAGUGAACUCCGCAUACUUGGCUUCGAUCGAAAGUCUAGAUGAUCAUAGUGACGCUGAUAUGACAUCUGCGAAUGGGAGCAACAACUUUGUCAACAGUGCUGGUAUGCUGAAGACCAGCGUGUCAGAAGACAGUCGGACGGAAUUGCCGAGACAAAACGCUUUCGAGGAGAUGCCCGGACUAUCUCAGCUGGAACGAGUAUGUGCAGAGAUCGUGCAAACAGAAAAUGUCUACGUAGAAGAUCUCAGGCAGGUUGUUGAGGGCUAUCUGCACGCAUGGCGACGGGACGCUACGUUUUCCGAGGAGGAGCUUUCAGAACUCUUCAAUAAUAUCGAAGACAUCUACAAUUUUAAUAGAUCACUCUGCAGCGAGCUGAACUCGUGCCGCUUGGACGCCACCUGCAUAGCGAGGUGUUUCGUUAACAACACCACCGGUUUCUCGGAUUACACCUCAUACUGCACUGGUUAUCCAAAGACCAUGGAGCGUCUAGCGUUACUCGCGUCUCGACCGCAGAGCGCCAGGGAGUUUCGAGAACGGCAAAUGGAGCUGAGACAUCCUUUACCUCUUGCAUCGUAUUUGUUGAAGCCUGUGCAACGGAUUCUGAAGUACCAUUUGCUAUUACAAAAUGUGGUUAAGCAGUGCGCAUCCCGCGAGACCGAGUACGCUUUGCUGAAGAUGACCAGCAUCGCCCAUCACAUAGAUGACAUGAAGAGGCGGCACGAACAUGCUGUCAGAGUUCAGGAGAUCCAGUCGCUGUUGUAUGGAUGGAAUGGGCCAGAUUUGACGACGUACGGAGAGCUAUGCGCCGAAGGGACAUUUAGAGUUUUCGGCGCAAAGGCAAUGCGACACGCCUUCCUCUUCGACAAAAUGCUGCUCGUCACGAAGAACAGAGAAGAUGGAAUACUGGCCUAUAAGUCACAUAUAAUGUGUAACAACAUGAUGCUCGUGGAAUCCAUCGCGGGAGCGCCGCUGUCCUUCCAUGUGAUCCCAUGGGACGCGCCCCGUUCUCAGCUAACUCUGCAAGCCCGAUCGCAACGACACAAGCGAGAAUGGACUCUAUUACUAAAAAGAGUUAUCUUGGAGAACUAUAACGCAGUGAUCCCUUCGCAUGCACGACAGUUAGUGAUGGAGUUGGGACAAAAUAAAACUGACGAUGACAUUCUCGCCGAGAAAUCUCACAACCUAAUAACACAAGCAUCCAUGAGAAAACAGUUAUCUGCCCCAGAAUAUCUCGAGAAACGAAAGCUGGAGAGGGAAAGAAGGAAAUCCUUUGAAAAUGGCAUCAGAGGAAGACUUAAGAAAGUUAACAGAAAGUAUCCUACAAAUCAUUCCAGAGAUGAAAGCCAAGAUUGUGAUUGCGCUCAGUUUUCAGCAGACAAAGGCACAGACUAUACAUGCGACGUCUGUUACAUAGAUCUGUGCUCAGACUGUGAUACUGAAGUCACUAAAGAAAAAAAAAAAGAUGAAAAAUGUAGCUGUAAUAAAAACACUGAUAACGAAGCCAGGGAUCGAUGCGCAGAAUGUGAUAGAGCCCUUCAUUAUAUCGACUCUGGAAGUACAGAACAAAUUGAAAGGAAGAAGUCCUGCAAAUGUUCCGAUUUUAAAUCCUCACAGGAGAGUGUAACUAAAGAAUUUAGUGGGUCUUUGAAUAAAACUAGAGGCUACCACUCAACUGACAAUAUUGUUAGUUAUACAGACAGUAAAAGUAAAGAAGAUUUGACUGAAACCAACACAUCUAUGGCGAACGUCAAGAACAUUCCAAAAACUUGCCUAAAAUGCUCAAAAAUAAAAGAAAAUAUAGCAGUAAUUGACGCAACGGGGACUUUACGUAGGGAAAAUACAAUGAGGAAGUCUAGGUGUAAUAUUGAAAAGCACAGAACUGAUACUUUAAGAUCUAAGUCUAAAGACGACCCACAGAGAUCUAAACUAUCCAAAAUUGGUACUUGGAGAAGAAAGUCUGAACCUGGUCUGCAAAAUACUGUUAUAAUUACUAAAAAAUCUCAAGACAGUGAUAGUGAAAGGGUAGAAAGCAAAGGAAGUGAAAAGAUAGAAUUUGAAUGUCGAAAUUGUGGUUCCAAUAAGAUUACCAAGAAAACUAAAUCAAAUGAUGGAGCUAUUAUAUCCGAUCCAGAGCUUGACAGUAGAAAAAAAUUGACAAACAGUGGACUCAAACCGAGUUUGGAAAUAAAAAUGUAUAACACUAAAAAUAUACCAAAGAAAAUCACAAAAAUUAAAAAGAACAGGGCGAAAGGAUUGCGCCUUGGAUCAGAUACGACAACACGAUUUUACACUGAUUUUUCUACUGAUGUAUCUACGGAAAAUAUAUUGCACAUAUCCGAAUCAACUGACAGCCUAAAUAUAGAUAAAUCCAAGAAUCAACCAAGUUUAGACAUCCCUGAUUCAAUAAGUAAAGAUGAAGACAUCGAUGAAGAGACAUAUAAAAAGCUAAUAGAAAAAACAGAUUCAUUUAAAAAAAAUGAACUAGAAAAGGUUAAGUUCUUGAAUAAGCAAAAAGUAAUAUCAGAAGGAACUGAAGUUGAAGAUAAAUUACAUGAAAAUGAAAAGUUGCAGGAGGAAGUAGAGGUUCAAGAAAGUUGCGAGGAAAUUGAACAACCUCUAGAACAAAUCAUAUCUCAACUCCUGUUGGAAAAUAGAGAAUUUCAAAAGCUACUCAAAAAACAACAGUUACGUAAUACUGCACAAAGAAGGCAUCAGAGACUUUUAAAGUCCCACUCAAACCCGGAUACAGUAAUUUUAGCCAAAAAUGAACUCACAAAGUUAAAACCAAAGUAUACUAGGCAAUUAUCAGAAAACAUAGAGCUGAAUAUAAAUGAACAGAACGAUACUGAACGAAAUGUUCAAAGUGAAGCUGACGACGCUUCUGAUGAAGAUCAUAUCUAUGAAACUCUGCGAAUAGAAAACAGAGUCGAUAAUAGCUUACAUGAGUUAAAUAAUAAAAGUAAAUUAAUUCAGCACAACACACAUGUGUCUCGACCCAAAAGGUUAUCAUCGCCCCAAAAUCAGGUCGCAAUAACAAAAAUUUGCGGACCAGAAUCAGAUUAUGUUUACCUAACUUUUGAUGAAGUCAAGCGGCGUGAAAACUUGGAAGAUGGCGUAUAUGAUGUGCCUGUAAAAUCCCCAGAAAAGGUUUUAAAAGUUCAGCAAACUGCAAAUGUUGCAGAUUACUACGUUGCUAUGGAACAUCAAGGCCCUGCAACGAACGAUGAAAACAUUUAUGACAACUUAAUAGAUGUGUGUCGGCGAAAUAACGAAGUACCAAAUGCUUUUCCUACGGAUUAUUUACCUAUGAGUCCUGACCAACAAAGCCCAAACACUCCAGAAAUAUGGCUGAGCCGACAAAAAGAACACUUUAACGUUUCUAGAGAUAGAAAAUCUGGAUCCCUACCUAGAAGUUUUCAAGUUGUGAUGAGUGGCCAGGAAGAAAACAAUUUAAGCACCUUUAAAUAUAAGCCAAAUUGCAACAGCAAAACUUAUCUUAAUAGAGACGGUAAAGUCAUGAGCGUCGAUCGACCUUUUACAAUCGCAUCUGAUCAAAGUGAAAUAAGCUACGACGAUGUUGAAACUUACAUGAGCGAAGGGGAUAUACUGAAAUUCAAUAAAAGCUCAAAAUCAAAAGACGAAGAAUAUCCUCAAAAUAUAAGUAAGUCAACAUUAGAGUUAGAAGAAGAGAUUGAUAGGUGUUAUAAAAGCAACUUUGAAAAAGUAGAUUUGGAUACAAGUAAGGAAGAAAGCCCAAUAAACUCAUCUCAAGUCAACUUAAUUGUGUCUACAACAUCAUCUUGUGAAGCAUUAACAGUCGAACAAACUGAAGAAAAACCGAAGCUCGUUGAUGUUAUACAUCCUGAACAUAAAAUUUAUAAACCAACGAGUAAUGUUCUUUCACUAAAAAAUGUUCUAAGUCGAUUUAAAAGCCGUACGCCUCCAAAGAAUAGUGAAGAUACAGAAAUAAAUGCAAAUGACCAAAGUUUUGAAAGCACAAAAUCUGAUUUAAAAAGUCCAAUCAAUGAAAAGAGGUCUGCAUUAAAUCCUCGAAGUUACUCUAAAAACUUAUUACAGCGAUUUAGAAGUAUAAUUGGUGAUGAACAGCCGGACGAUAUUCAGAAUAAACAAGAUGUUUCUAAAACAAAAGGUGGAGAUAGUCAGAAUAGUAUGAAGGCCGAAAUUAAAGUUAUUAUCACGUCUACAGAUAAUAGUCCCACGACAUCAACGAUUGUAUAUUCCAUUCAAACUGAUGCUCUCAGCAAAAGUGUUUGUGAACACACUACAAUGAGUGAGAGUCAGAAAGAGAAAAACAACUUAGAAACUUUAUCACAAAGUUGCGAAAAUAUUAAUGAAAAGCUGACUUUGUAUCGACCAAAUUACGAGAAGAGUGUAAGCAUGUUAACCAACCUUACAAGUUCGGUGAGUAGUACUCCUUCGCCAUCUAAAUCUAAUUGCAGUUCUUAUCAGAGCCUUAACAAAUUGCCAGUCUACAUGCAAGGUAGUAAGCAUUUAGGCGCUAGAAUAGCUCAAUCAGACUAUGUCGAUCCAACGACCUUGAUAAAUGAAAAGAACGCGCUUAAAAACGUCAAUGUACUUAUUAAUAAAAACGCCUUAAGACCCGAUAGCUUAUUUUCGAACUCCUCCUUCGUUACUUCAUCCAGUGACAGUACAUAUCACGAAAACCAAAAUAAGGUUAUUACUAUGCAACAAACCCUAGUAACUGAAAAGUGUGUGGAAAAACAAAAUUCGGAUGAAAGUUUUUACGAAAAAUCGUUUGAAAAGAUAGAACAUAUUACCGAUGAAGACAUGUUCAGAGAUUCAGCCGUUUACUCUGAUCAAGAUGAACUGGAAGAUUCACAUACAGAACAAAAUGAAAAAGACAAAAUGGCAAACAAACAUUUAACUAGAGUUGAAAGUAUUAAACGAGAAUCUUCGGUCAGAACUAAAAAAGUGAUUGUGUCAACAAGUGUUACAGAGAAAAGUAGUAUUAAUUCCAGAGUUGUUACGACGACUGUUAAAAACCAUCAGAUUGGGAGUAAUAGAAAUAUUUAUAAAGAUGAAAGAGUUGAAAACAAGGAAAAGGUUGUGAAAGCAAAAGUGGCUCCGCCUGUACCACUUAAACCUAAAAUAGCGAGUGUACCUACAGUUGCAAGUGUCCAAAGUAAAAUUGUAACAUGUAACACUAAUUUAACGAAAACUAUUGAGCAAUCUUCUUCUUCAGAUUGUGUUAAUACACGAACUAUAAAGAGGAACACGAAUUAUAAACCAACGUACACAAGAUCAGAAUCCACACCUAAAGAUACUAAGAGUGUCGAGGAAAAGUUAGCGAAAAGAGAAAAGAAUGAAAAAGCUGACUGCAAAUCAACGAAGGAAGAACCUAAAUCUCAAGGCAAUAUACAAAUAAAACGACUUAGUUUUGAAAGAGCCAGUCUUGAUUCUGUUACAAGAAAGACGAAAUCUGUCAUUGAAAACAAGCGUUCUUCCGCAGAACAACCAUCUACAUCAAAAUCGGUUUUAGAAAGGCGUUUAGAAAUAGAGCAAAUGACUAAAAGCCAAACUAAUAAAACGGUUCAGAAAAAGCCGCUGCCGAAACCGAAAUCUGUAAAUUCCAAAGUUGCAACAUUCGAAAGAAGUGUUAGUGAAAACAGUAGCAGGGAAACCAGAAGCAAACCUAGUGUUCCUUCGCCUGUCACUUUAAGACAGAGUGUUGCCAUAAACAAAAAUAGUGAUCUGAAUUCGGACGUAAAUGAUAAUGAUCCUAAAGAAAGUUGGGUAAAACAGGUUGUCAAUAAAUUCCAAUGAGCUUAUCGAGUGAUUACUGAUGCAUUUAGAAGUGAUUCCGUCUGUUUGUAUACUCCAAUUUUUAAAAAAUCCCACUUUCGAACUUAUCAUAAUUCAUAAGAUUAUUAUUGUUAAAUAUUGUGUCGGACCCUAUACUCUGAUCCAACGAGUGCCAACGUAAGGAUUUGCCAUUGGGUGUUCGCGCAACUUUGUCCUAAACAAAGAUUGAAAUAGAUUAUUUUUCAAAAACAAACAAGUCAUUCGUUGGACAGAUAUGUACGAAUCACUAUGUAAAUAAUGUUUUUGUUUUGUCAAACCUCCUUGAGCUUUGAUGUCUUGUGCCAUAGACAAGAUAGAUAUUUUGGCGGUAUGUUCAAUAUGUUAUACACUA
Pararge aegeria (speckled wood butterfly) is the source of this 7500-nucleotide messenger RNA. RefSeq lists its product as uncharacterized. The record is from RefSeq and is a predicted model, not a curated record. Lineage: Eukaryota; Metazoa; Arthropoda; Insecta; Lepidoptera; Nymphalidae. The transcript has 11 exons. Gene Ontology annotation, molecular function: guanyl-nucleotide exchange factor activity. Bases 126 to 7130 code for a protein of 2334 amino acids.